Molecule: messenger RNA, 4479 nt
Organism: Parnassius mnemosyne (clouded apollo)
Lineage: Eukaryota; Metazoa; Arthropoda; Insecta; Lepidoptera; Papilionidae
Source: the annotation of a GenBank genome assembly
GAGUGAUAUAUUAAAAGAUAGAUCCUAUUACGUGCCUCUAUUUAAAUUCAUCAAAAAUACAGUGAGGAAAUUAUAAUAAACCGAAUAAAAAUACACAAGACUUGGCCUAAAGGUCUUGAUACCAGGCCAUAAACUCCAAAAAAAAAAAGCCAAGCAAAACAACAACAAACAAAAAUGACUGAUGGCGGAUAGCUAACUUGCUCUUGCGGUUCCUUUCCUGCUUAAUUUUGUUGUAAAGUUUAUAGCUUUAUAUUAACUUAUUUCUUACAUUAUUAACGUUGAGUUGAACAUCCCGUUCGUCCGUUAUAGUGUUUACAGUGAUACAGGGACUCAAAAACAAGUGCUGUGCUUUGUGCUAAAGAGACAGAGACUUAAUUUUAUCUUUCACCAUGAAAGAAAACGGAAGGAAAUGUUACAAGUGUGGAUAUUCCCCUGCUCCCUUGCAUCGUUUUCCUAAGCCUGGGAGAACAAAUAUCAUGCGGUACGUAUGCUAAAUAACCUUUUGAUUACUGAUAAAAACAGUUUCAAAAUAUUAAGUUUUAACACUGAAUUAGAAAGUAGACAGAAAUAGGCAUACAAUUGUUAUGAGUCUCAUCGGCUAUAAAAACCAAGAUACACAUUCAGAAAUUCAAAAACUUGUGCAAAUAAAUCUUAAUAUAUAAGAGAAAUUUUGCAGAACAGCAUAAGUUAUAUCACAGAAAUCGUAACAUAAUAUGCUUAUAUUAAUGUAAUUAAUAUUAUUAGGUAGUGAUGUAUUGGUACACAGAAAUAACUUGUGGCAUAAUAUUGAUAUAUGUUUGCAAUAUAAUUGCAUUGUUUGAAAAGAACAAUCUCUCAUUCUGCACUCUUCUUUCAAUCAUGUUUUUAGCACUUCAUUAUAUUAUUUAAUUGUAUUUUUUCAGGUGUGAGCUAUGGGCGAAGUACUGUUUUCCUGAUGACUCAUGGUGGUUACCAGAAUUUCAAAAUGAGCUUCAUUCUAGACAUUUAAUGUUAUGCACUAAACAUUUUAAGAGAUCAUCAUUCCUCGACAAUUUUGGAAAGAGGCUAAUCAGAUCUGCAGCACCAGAUGAGGAAUGUGAUAAGGAAAUGGACAACCUAACUACUUCGAUCGCGGACGAUCAAUCUAAUGCGUUCAUAAAGAAGGAACCGGAGGCGGAGGUGAGGGUGCAAAUGACUGAUCCAGAAGACAUGGCCAUCCCCGAUACUAGCAACUCGAGGGAGAAUUUUUCUAGCAGCGAUUACGAACAAUCCCUUGAAUGUGAACUUCCGAAGCCUUUGGCUUUUAAUGAAUUUGCGAAAAAGAGGAAAUUGGAGGACUUCCAUAAUGAGUCUCUAGCUGUUACGUUGAGAGAUAUAAAUAUUCAAUUACAUGUGUUGACAAAUCAGCUAGACGACUGUUUCGACAACUUCGGUAAGUAUAUAUCGUCAAUGCUGAGAAGUAUGCCAAUGCAGAACGCCCUGGAGUUGCAGCCGAAGAUCGUAGCCUUAAUCACCUCAGUUGGAGUUAGUAAUAAUGAAUGUCGGAUCAGCCAGUCUCAUGAGAACUGUAGCUAAGGACAACACAUUUUACCUUCACAUUUAUCAUUUUUAUAUAGUUACGAAUUGUUAAAUUGUGUUUAAAAUAUUGUUGAUAUUAUCUGUAGUUUUUUUACCUACUGAUAUUAUCUGUUAACGGAAUAUUUACACACUGUAGACUUUCGGCCGAGAGCUUAGUCACGUUGGGGUGAUAGUGCGCACACUGGGCCAAUUAAACAGUCGCGUUAGUGGUGAGUGCGCACACUAGCCAUUAGUUGGCCGAUCGUUUGCGAAAAAAAUGUGGUAACUAAGCAGUUCUUGGAGUGAGUAGUUGCGUAAUGAAACCUAAAACAUUGUCCAAAAAUGUUAUUACCAUUAUACAUCGAAGGAGACGGAUCAAGAAGCGAAACCGAGGAUACUGGGUGCAUCCUAUGUACAGUGACAGAAUAUCUAAUCCUUAUAAUAUGCGCACUUGCAUACAUCUUAAUACUGAUUAACCCUAGAAAGAUAAUCAUAUUGAGUAAUACGUAAAAGAUAAUCAUACGUAAAACUGACUCCUCAAUUUUGAGUGGAUCUUAAAUGAAAAGUUUUGUACUGAUUCGAGUAAAACAAAAAGUAUUAGUUUUCUACUACCGUAAUCAAUUAGAAAUAGUAACAUUUACUUAUUUAUAUUUUUUCAUUUUAUAAUAAAAAACAAAAAUUACAAACUUCUCAAUAAUCAAUAAAACGUAGGAGCUUCUUUUUAGUUCUAAAGUAUUUUCAUAAUCUUAUAAUAAAUCAGUAUUUUUAUAUUAUAUUCGAAGUAAUAAAAAACCAAAAUUAAACAAUAACAUGAAAAUUGUAUAUUAAAAUCAGUCAAAACAGUUCAGGAGGUCUACUCUAAUUCAACGAAAAACGAAAUUUCGAUCGAAAUUUCGCUCAAUUCCUACCAUGGUUCCAUUCGAUUCGAAACUUCGUUGAAACGAAAUUAGUUUGACGUUUAAAUUCUCUAAGCCUAAAAAAGCCUCUAAAUUGAAGUUUGACAGAUACUUGUUCGUAAUUUUAACCUCAAAUUGACGAAACCAAAAGUGUUAACUUUUUAUUUUCGUUUUGGUCGAUUUUGUUAAAAAUUUAACUAAAAUGGCUACGAGACAGCUUUUAAUCGCGGCUGCUUUACGUGAAGAACGAUUGGAGCGUAGAAGGAACCGGCGCCGCCUGCGUAAUCAAUUAAAUAUUUCAAAUAUUCCCGAUCUAGAGUUUGUCGGAAAUUACAGACUCAGUCGGGAAUUAUUCGAGGAGUUGUGCCAGGACAUAGUGCCUUUAUUGCCUCCAAAGGGAAGACGACAUGGAAUCGAGCCCACACUUAAAGUAAGUUUAAAUUGUUUAAACACUCCCUUCUCUUUAAUUUUUCAUUUUACUGUUCAUAAGCCUCAAUCUGUGUUAAUGUAUUUCAGAUACUUACUGCUUUGAACUUUUAUGCCCGAGGAAGUUACCAGGGGUCAGUGGGACAAAAUAUGGAUGGGCCCAUGGCACAACAGACAGUGUCCCGUUGUUUACAAGAGGUAACAACUGCACUUAAUGCACCCCACAUACUAAGGAAGCACAUAAGAUUCCCACAAAAUAGGAAUGAAAGGAAUCUUAUUAAGCAGAAAUUUUAUGAUAAAUAUGGGCUACCCGCUGUGGUGGGGUGCAUCGAUUGUUCACAUGUAGCCAUAGUGAGGCCUUCGGAGCACGAGGAACGAUAUUUUAAUCGAAAACAUUUUCAUUUGAUUAAUACUCAAGUUAUAUGUGACAGUGAUUUAUUAAUUACAAAUGUUGAUGCUUCAUAUGGUGGAGCAACUCACGACGCUUAUAUUUGGAGGGAAUGUGAGAUAAGAAACCACUUGGAGGGUCUCCAGGAUGAAACAGUUUAUCUAUUAGGUGAUUCUGGUUAUGCUCUAAGGGAGCAUAUGAUGACACCUGUAGAUAAUGCUGUUGAGAACUCUCCAGAGGGAAGGUACAAUUACCUCCAAAAACGUGUACGCUGCACCAUAGAACGCACAUUUGGUGUAUUGAAGGGUCGAUGGAGAUGUCUUUUGGCAGCUAGGGAACUCCAUUACUGCCCAGAAACAGCAGGUAAAAUUAUAUUAGCCUGCUGUGUUUUACACAACAUGUGUAUAAGGGCUGGUAUUGAAGGUCCCGAGUUGACUGAAGAGGAACACCAAUCGGAGAGAACCAGGCAGGUUCCCUUUGAAACAGCCGCAUCUUCUACUCAAGCUCUACAGGCAGGUCGAAGGGCAAGGAAUUCAUUAAUACAAAUGUUAGAAAGGAACCGGUAAGAUAAACUCAAACCAAACAAUUGUGCAAGUAGAUUAAAAUAAACUCAAUUAAAAACUUUUUUUUGUUUUAGGAGAUAAUCAUCAUCAUCAUCAUAUCAGCCACAUUUAAGCCGUUUAUUUGUGAUUAAGUAACAAUCAAAAUCCAUACUUUCUCAUUUAUAAUAUUAUAGGAUUAGGAAUUAAUAUUACUGAAAUAUAAAAUAUAAAUAAAACAUACACUUCUUAUCUUGUUAUAAUUGUAAGCAAUGCGUUUUUUUAAUGUUAACUUUUAUGUCUAAUGAAUUUAGUUAAUAUUGCAUAUUGUACAACAUUAUCUAUUUAGGUAUGAAUUUUCGAGUAGGUACCUAGUAGACAGUGAUUUCUCAACUAGUUGAAAGUUAUUUGCUCUUACCUUUCCGAUGUGUAGAUAAUUAAUUUCAAUACCUGCCCAUUGUAUGUAAACUUUUGUUAAUUUUUGUGAUGUAAAAUUACAUUACCUUAAAGGUCAUUUUACAAAUUUGAUGACUCUGUAUGAAAUAUACAAGGAGAAAAAAAUCAGCCCUUAACGAGUUUCUUGCCGGUUCUUCUCGUUACAAGGUCUCCCGCUUAGGGUUUGAGAACCGAUGGCGUAGCUUCUUUGACAUUCACAAGUGCUUGUAACAGCCUAGAUUAAAAUAUUUUUAGGCAU